Molecule: messenger RNA, 243 nt
Organism: Miscanthus lutarioriparius
Lineage: Eukaryota; Viridiplantae; Streptophyta; Magnoliopsida; Poales; Poaceae
Source: the annotation of a GenBank genome assembly
AUGUACAUGCCGCAAGACAUUUUCGCUGACUUCUGGAAGCGGUGGAAUGAGUUUGAGGCUCUUCACGGCGAAGAGAGCACGUUCAGAGAGAUGCUCCGCCUGAAAAGAACGGUGAGAAUGGCUGCGCACGCCAUCGUUGAGGCCAAGGCCGAGAUCGCUACCCUGAAAAGGCCGUGCGCGGGCCAACAAGUAGAAGAUAGUGGAAUGAUGCAGCCAGAGAGCAAGAGAAUGCGUAUUGCAUAG